AGGAGGGAGGAAAAGAGAGAAGAAAGGGAGAUGAAUAAAACGAAACCAUGCUACUAGUCAAUCAGUGGAACCGGGGCCGGGUGGAACAUACCAGCGAAACUCCUCAAAUUGUGUGUAUGUGCUCUCCCAGAGAUCGGCCAGCAAUUAGGACAGUGUAGUGGACUGUAGUUCAAAUCAAUUGUCGCAUUUUGAGCUGGUCGAGAAGUGUAUUUUGUCCAAAUAAAGUGUGUCGUGAGGGCCGAGGCCAUCCCAACGGUCGGUCGGUUAUCAUCGCGUCUGCACGGCGCUCGUGCUCACGUUCCAAUAUGUUCUGUUGUUUAUCGUGCUGUUGAUUUUGAUAAUUAUCGAACCAAAUUUGACGCGCGUAGCGAAGAAAAGAAAAAAAAGGUUGAAAAACAAAUUGAUCACGCGGGUAACGGCCUCACCGGAGACUUCAGUGGACGAUCUGCGUCGAGAGCAGUUGGAUGGGUGGUGUUUUCUUUUCUGUGUACUCCCAGAAACCGGUGUAUUGGAAUUUCACGACAGGAUUAGCUGCAAAUUGACAAAGAUUACCACCGUGUCGGCCACUGGACGAGGUAUUCCUGUGAAAGCAUUCCACGUGAUUGGGUCUCAACUCGAAACAACUACCACUAAACGUACGGAAAAACACACAAAACACAUCUUCAACAAAUGUUGCGAUUCAGCGGAUCGAACUGGUUCACCAAACCACACUCCCGGCGGAAGAGUGGGAAAAAAGUGAAGGUAACCUUCUCGGACCAGCUCGAUACGGCCAGUACCACCGGUAGUAACAGCAGCGUACCGACCACACCGAGCCCCUCCGUAUCGUCCGCCCAGCACCGGUGGCGCUAUCUGGAGCAAAUCUUCGCACCAUCCACAAGCGCAGCAGCAGCAGCCCCGGCCGGGAAUCGAUCUACGGGGUCCUCCGAGUUUGAUCGCGGCAGUAGCUUCCGGCAGAGCAAUACGAGCUACGGAUCGGUUGGCAGCAGUGGGCCGUACAAUAGACGUGCACCGCCGCAGCGCAAAGUAGGACAGAAGAUGGCCGACUGCGAGAAGGAGGAAGCCCUAAAUCUGCAGGUGGAAUUCGAGUGGGUACUGCACGAGGAGGUCCAUUCGGUGCUGAAACAGCUGCACGUUAUCCUGGUGGAGUGUGCCCACCGAUUUCCGGUUCCGCUGUACGGUAACGAGGGCAAGAAGCAGGACAAGUUUGUGCUAACGGCCGCCCCGGAACAGCUGAAGUGUAUCGUCACGCUCACCGGCGACAGUAUAACACAUGCGGACAUCAACUUCAAGGUCCAGCGCCAGCAGCAACAGAUCCAGCGCACCUCCAUCACCCAGGACUACCCGUGGAAGAUACAGCAGGUGCAGGACGCCGCCAACCAUCUGCAGCAAGCGAUCAACCACAUCGACAACGUGGACGGUGCGUACCACUUCAAAACGUCCGACGAGGUGCUGCACAUACUGGGCAACAUCUUGGGUGCGCUGCAGCGGGGCCGCACCUCGCUCGUCGUGCCGCGCAAGAAACCGAUCGACGAGCUGAUGAAAAGCCGCAACAUGAAGGCGCUCUCGCCGAACCUGCCGGAAGAUCUGGCGAUCAGCUUCUACAUCCAGAGCCACAAGCUCAUCUUUGUCGCGUACCAGCUGACCAACUUUCAGGGCACGAUGAAGUUCGACUCCUGCCAGGCGGAAUGUUCGGUGCCGUGGCUGAAUGAGGUGCUGGUACUGUUUACCGUGGCGCUGCAGCUGUGCCAGCAGUUGAAGGAUAAGAUAUCAGUAUUCUCGCAGUAUAAGGACUUUACCGUCGGUUCCCGUUCCCCGUCGGCACUGUCCUACUGAUGCCGCGUCCACUCAGCCACCGGUUGCGUACCGUGCCCGUCGUAGACCGUACCCAAAAACCGUCCAUCGUUUGGUCGUGUUCAUGGAUGGUUAGGAAGUAAAACGCAAAAAAAAGGUAGUUAAGAGCGCAGAGCAUAUGGGUCUGCUGCUGAAUAAGACUCGCGGAAACUGUCUGCAGUCGGCGUAGUUGUUGAUGCGUACUUCUACAUACAUUGAUGUUUGUUAUAUUUAAAGUGCUACCCCGUUGUUAUUGCAUUAGGCUAAGACAGACGAAGCGAUCCUCGAGUGGGGUUUGUCGAGCGGUGUAUAAUCGACCGCGUCUCACUUCCCUUCGAAAUGCGAUUCCUUGUGCCAUGAGUUUGUGUGGAGGGUAGGGAAAUUCGAGAUCUGUGACUUGUAGCAGCAUGACAGUGAAACACACACACACACACACGCAAAACAAAAGCAUUCCUAUUACUCGUUCUUGUAGCAGACGUAUCUGUGUACUUGGCCGUGGCCGGAUAGGGUGGAAAGGUGUGAAUCCGCCGGGCACCUGGCAAGCACCUGGCUGGCCACAUUAAACGACGGUACGGAUUAGGACGAGACCGUGACGGCUAUCUACAUCGAUCACCGCCCGCUAGCGAAAGAAGGGGACAGCCCGCACCGUUUGGUCGAUGAUGAUGUAAUUAUACAACACGACAACAUGUGAUAAUGCCAAACAAGCUAGAACAAAUUGCUAGUGAAGGGUGAAAGGCACCUACGGUGUGCGCUAGCUGGUAUAUACAAAUUAUUUCAUGCAUCGGUUUCUAAUCGACUGAUGUGUUACUGGCGCCAUUUGGACUAGUGUGUGAAUCUCAAGCGAAUGGUUUACAAAAUUUGAACACGAGUUACAUUAUCGCUUAACGUCGCGUUAAAUCAAAUUGGUAGGGCUGAGCUUGUGACAAACUUUAGGGCUAGCUAUAGGGUCGAACAUUGGAAAAAACAUUUGCUGUUGGUUUUCCAGGCUUCAUUUUUUGCUUGUAGUUUAAUUUCUCAGUCAUUAGUUAGUAAGUGACGAUGCUGAAAGCUCCGAACGGCGCAUGUGGCGCUUCGUUUUUUUUUUUGUAGCCCCGUGGGGGUUUUCUUUCCGAUAGCGUUUUCAGUGUUGUUACGUUCUUUUCCCUCCUCCAUUCUACUACAUGCAGGAAUCAGGCCUUGAUGAUGCUCUGUUUUCUAUAAUUAUGAUUUAGAUAAACGGUAUUAUUAAAUGGUGUAGCAUUUAAUGGAUGUAUCGAGAUGAGGGAAGAAAUAGACAGAGGUUAUUGUUUCUCGUUUUAAUAAACUCCAUCCUUCUUAACUACUCGGUUUGAGCGAUGAGUUAAGCGCUCGUACAGCUGCCUUUCUGCUUUCUUUUUCCUUCCGUUUGUUUGUGCUUUCCGGUGUUUGUGUGAGUGUUUUGUGCCUCUGGGUGAAUAAAGAGGAAAGAUCUCAUUACAUAUAAAAAAUAUGCUCUAUACAAAAGAAACGUAAUAUCACGCUCGGAACAUACAUAAAACGAUCAAAGUCUAGUCAUGUUUAAGGCACAAUUUAAACGUUAUAAAAAGGUGGUGAAUAUGUUUUAAACAGCAAAAAAAAAAAA
Messenger RNA from Anopheles stephensi (Asian malaria mosquito), 3430 nucleotides. It is a transcript of the gene rogdi, whose product is annotated as protein rogdi. Bases 670 to 1833 code for a protein of 387 amino acids. Gene Ontology annotation, cellular component: RAVE complex. The record is from RefSeq and is a predicted model, not a curated record. NCBI's taxonomy places the organism in Eukaryota, Metazoa, Arthropoda, Insecta, Diptera, Culicidae. The transcript is spliced from 5 exons.